This is a messenger RNA of Mesocricetus auratus (golden hamster), 1810 nucleotides long. RefSeq names its product T-cell-specific guanine nucleotide triphosphate-binding protein 2-like. Bases 331 to 1575 code for a protein of 414 amino acids. The record is from RefSeq and is a predicted model, not a curated record. Gene Ontology annotation, cellular component: endoplasmic reticulum membrane. Gene Ontology annotation, biological process: defense response; cellular response to interferon-beta. NCBI's taxonomy places the organism in Eukaryota, Metazoa, Chordata, Mammalia, Rodentia, Cricetidae. The transcript has 2 exons. Gene Ontology annotation, molecular function: GTP binding; GTPase activity.
CUCAUAUACAGCCAGAAAAGUGUACAAAGCAAAGACUCCGUGUGGCCAGGGAUGCUAAAGUAACUUGGAGAAGAUCAGUGCAUCCCGAGUGCUCCUCCUUUCUUUACGCAGUUCUUCUGAGGACACCAGAACUCCACACCUCACCUGCUUUCUUCCUGAACAUCCUGAGUGUGAGCUCCAGAUUUAGAUCAGUGAGCUCCAGAUUUAGAUCAUUCCAUGAUCACUGCCCUCGCUGGUUUGUAAAGAGCUUUCUGAAGAGGAGAGCUUUCCUACAGGUGGCAUUGCCAACAGAUCAAGCUCGCCACUGCUCAGUUUCCAACAUACAGAGACAUGGCUUGGGCCUCCAGCAUUGAUGCAUUCUUUAAGAAUUUUAAGAGGGAAAGCCAAAUCCUCUCUGAGGAAACCAUCAUUUUGAUUAAAACCCACAUUCAGGAAAAUAACCUCCAGGAUGCAUUUUCCGUAAUCCACACUGCACUGAGAGACAUCGAGAAUGCUCCCCUGAACAUUGCUGUGACAGGGGAGACAGGGACAGGAAAGUCCACCUUCAUCAAUGCCCUGAUGGGGAUGGGGCAGGAAGAAGAUGGUGCAGCCCCUACUGGGGUGACAGAGACAACAAUGGAGAGAGUGCCAUACCCACACCCAAAGCUUCCUCAGGUGACAAUAUGGGACCUGCCUGGCAUUGGGUCCACUUCCUUCCCACCAGAAAACUAUCUAAAGGAAAUGAAGUUUGCUGAGUAUGACUUCUUUAUUAUCAUCUCAGCUUCACGCUUCAAAGAAAAUGAUGCAAAACUAGCGGAAGCCAUCAAAAUGAUGAAGAUGAAUUUCUACUUUGUUCGAACCAAGAUAGAUAAUGACAUAUAUAAUGAAAAGAAAAGUAAACCUAAGGCCUUCAAUAAGGAGAAUGUCCUGAUGAAAAUCCGAGGUGACUGCUCAAAGCAACUCAAGGAAGCCCUCUCCAGUGAGCCUCCAGUCUUCUUGGUCUCCAACUUUGACAUGUCUGACUAUGACUUCCCAAAGCUGCAGACCACCCUAUUGGGUGAGCUCCCAGCCCACAAGCGCCACGUCUUCAUGCUGUCCUUAAACAGUGUUACUGAGGACACCAUUAACCUCAAGAGAGAUUUCCUGAAACAGAAAGUCUUCCUAGAGGCUCUGAAGGCUGGAGCAUUGGCCAUCAUUCCAUUGGUUGGUAAGAUUAGGGAUGACUUAGAGGAUCUGAAUGAAACAUUCAAUCUCUACAGGUCUUACUUUGGGCUGGAUGAUGCCUCAUUGGAAAACAUUGCUCAAGAUUUUGGUAUGUCCACGGAUGAACUCAAGGUACGCCUUCGCUUUCCAAAUUUGUUUGCAGAAGGCAACGAUGUAUCCUUAGGGAAAAAACUACUGAAUUAUAUUGAACUCAUUUCCUCAGUUACUGGUGGACCAUUUGCUGCUAGGUUUUACUACAGAAAGACUUACUAUCUGCAGAAUCUCUUUCUUGAAACUGCAGCAAAUGAUGCCAUAGCUCUUCUUAAUAGGGAAGACCUUUUGGAAAAGAAGGUGGGACCAUUUAUAUCUAAGGCUCCUGAUUACUGGGAAUGAUGGGAAACAAGGCACAAGCUCCACUCAAUGUUUAGGUCUGGCCUUGCUUUGGACACUGAAUCAUAACCUACUCCCGAGUAACACACCUUGUUUGUGGAGCGCCAGAGAGUGUCCUUUUCCUCAUCCUGAGCCUGGGCUCAAGUGUGCUGUAGUAGUAGGAGAAGCUUCAACACUUUGCAAAUGUGUGAGGAAAACUCAUUUCCAUUAAAAUCAUUUGUAUAAUAUCCAUGAUAAA